AAAUAUUCCAUGCCCAGCCUAACUGGAAGGAUCUGUUCCCUCCAAGUACCACCUAGAGGGCAUCAGAGGUAGAAGCAGAGAAGAAAUCUGAAAUCUGAAACUGGUACAUGCCCCCCAGCCAAUGGGAAAAGGACUCCAACACUUCCGGACUGAAGCUUAAAAAGUCCAAGCAUUGGUUGUGUAACACAAAGGACUCCAAGUUCAGGAACAACACCCCAUCAACUGCCAGCAGUUGAAAGUUCUACAGAGGAGGUUUCAGCCAUGUGGCUCUACCUGGCUGCCCUGCUGGGGCUUUACUUCCUUCACCGAUGGUACCAGGAGAGACAGACAGUGGAGAACCUGACGGAGAAAUAUGUCUUCAUCACCGGCUGUUCCUCUGGCUUUGGGAACCACCUUGCCAGGCAUCUGGAUGCCCGGGGCCUGCAGGUGUUGGCAACCUGUACCACCCAGAAGGGGGCAGAGCAGCUGGACAAGGUCACCUCAGAGCGCUUGAAAACCACCGUUCUGGAUGUCACCAGUAAGGAGAGUGUGGCGGCAGCGACGGAGUGGGUGAAAGAACAAGUGGGGAACAAAGGGCUCUGGGGUUUGGUGAACAAUGCAGGCACUGGUGCCCCAUCAGCUCCCAGUGAGUGGCUGACCAAAGAUGGCGUUGCAAAGAUGAUCGGUGUCAACUUUCUUGGGAUGAUUGACAUGACGCUACACAUGCUGCCCCUGGUGAGGAGAGCCAGAGGGAGGGUGGUCAACAUGUCCAGUAUAAUGGGACGAUUGGCAUGCUUUUCAGUACCCUAUACCGCAUCCAAGUACAGCGUGGAAGCCUUCUCUGACGUCCUGAGGCGAGAGAUUCAUCCUUUCGGGGUCCGAGUCAGCAUUAUUGAACCCGGUUCUUUCAAAACACCCAUUCAGUCAAACAUGAUAGAGAGCUACAAGAAUGCAUGGAGCCAAGCCCCUUCUGACAUCAAGGAAGCCUAUGGGCAGCGCUACUUUGAGCGCAGUCUCAAAUUAUUGAAAUUCUUCUCCUUCACUGGCAGCAGCAACUUUCAACCGGUCACAGACUCUAUAGAACAUGCCCUGACCUCCUGCUCCCCUCACAUCCGCUACUGUCCAGGAUGGGAUGCCAAACUCUUAUACGUUCCUCUCUCUUACUUGCCAGACUCCAUUUUUGACUUCCUGUGGAGAUGCAUCUGGCCCAAACCAGCACAAGCCGUGUAGAAUAUUCUGAAGAAACAUGUCAGUUCUCCAAGUGAACCAAGGAAGUCUUUGCACUAUUAACGAUGUUCUGUUGUUUCUCUUUUCUGAAGUUCUAAACCAGUGGUUCUGAUACUUUUCUUCCCACGGACCACUUGAGAAUUGCUGAAGCUCUUGCUGGACCACUCAAUCAUUUUGCUACCCGUUGCAGCAACUGCAAUGUGCCAUGAUCUUAUGUGCCCAGUCUUAUUCAACAUCUUUAUCAACGACUUGGAUGAUGGACUCAAGGGCAUCCUGAUCAAAUU
Molecule: messenger RNA, 1490 nt
Organism: Podarcis muralis (Common wall lizard)
Lineage: Eukaryota; Metazoa; Chordata; Lepidosauria; Squamata; Lacertidae
Product: 17-beta-hydroxysteroid dehydrogenase type 6-like
Biological process (GO): steroid metabolic process
Cellular component (GO): intracellular membrane-bounded organelle
Molecular function (GO): oxidoreductase activity
Source: RefSeq, a predicted model, not a curated record